Molecule: messenger RNA, 4318 nt
Organism: Larimichthys crocea (large yellow croaker)
Lineage: Eukaryota; Metazoa; Chordata; Actinopteri; Sciaenidae
Product: KIAA0513 ortholog
Exons: 13
Coding region: 323-1633 (436 amino acids)
Source: RefSeq, a predicted model, not a curated record
UCCGCGCAUGCGCACUUCCUCCCUGCCCAGCUCCUCAGACUCGAUCAAAAAGCUGCGACGCACGAACAGUACCGAGGAGAAACACGUUUCUGCAGCCAGCGCGGGUCGUUUCACAUGCAGUGGGUCAGUGAGUUCACUUGAUGUCAGCACCCUCAGGGGGUGGGAGGGCCUGCAAAAUCAAAACCCACUAACACCAGUGAUCUCAGUUGAAACCUCCGACUUUGCACCCACAUCUGUGACCACCCUCAUGUUCCUACAGAACACCGAAUAGCUUGUUCAGAAAACGCUGUCGCAGAGCUAAAAGGAAGGGAUUCUUUCCAACAUGGAGGGCAUAGCAGUGGACAACCUAAUAGACUUCGACCUUCCUUCAGAGGCCACAACUCUUGCCGUAGAUGGAGGCCAACACCAGGGCCAUACAGACAUUUUCUCCCCAGAGCCGCCGGCGUCUUCCAUGGGAAUCCACCAACAGCCCUUAUUGCCAGAGCCAAUGGCGCCAACCAAGCCCAGCUCUCACCACCAACACCGCCACCACCACCACCAAGAGGAAGGAGACAACGACAGCGACGCUACAGAGUCGGCAGACAGUGAGAACGACAUGGACCCGCCCUCGCACAUGUGGGAGCUGAGGAGGUCGUCGUCUUCGUCCGCCCACAGCGGAGAGGACAACGACGCUGAGAUGGUGGAGAGGAGGCAGUUCAUGAAGGCUUACGUGGAGAAGGUGUUUCAUGGAAGGGAGGACUUUGACCAGGAAGAGAAGGCUCGUUUUGGAGAGCUGUGCAGUGGAGAGAACGGCAAAGGCAGGGAGUGGUUCGCCAAAUACGUCAGCGCACAGCGCUGCCACUCCAAAUGCGUGAGUGAAGCCACCUUCUACAGACUGGUGCAGUCCUUUGCAGUUGUACUGUUUGAAUGUUACCAGAUGGAUGACUACAGUCCAGCCAAAAACCUCAUGACGAUGUGCUUCACAUACUACUACACUGGGAAGUCCCCGCCGUCCCCGUCAGAGCUGCUGGAUCGUGGUGGUCCUCCACCUGGUCUGGACUCGUACCUGAACAAGGCCAACUCCUGGCUGACCGGGAAGAAGGAUGCCGCUGAGCGCCUCCUUAAAAACACAUCCAAGACUGACGUCAAAGGCUUCUUCGGAGGCUUAGAGAGCAAGCUGAGGAGCUCAAUGACUCUCAAGACUGAGGAUGGGGAAAACCCGGGUGAGACAAAGCCCAUAUCACCAGUGUCUGAUGCUCCAGAGGAGAAGAAAACAGAGAAGGUGUACCUGUACACACACCUGAAGCAGCAACCCAUCUGGCACACACUCAGGUUUUGGAAUGCUGCAUUUUUCGACGCCGUCCAUUGUGAGAGGAAGAAAAGAUCGCCGACCACAAGGGGGACGCAGGAUGAAGAGAAAGACGAGAGGGAGAAGUGGUGUCAUAUGACCCAGGAGGAGAGGGACGACAGCUCCAAAAUCGAUGAGAACAUCGCCUUCGGCCAACUGGGGACAUUCACCCAUAACAUGCUGGCAUUUGGGCUCAGCAAGAAGCUCUGCAACGACUUCCUGAAGAAGCAGGCGGUCAUUGGGAACCUGAACGAAGAACAGUACAAGUUGCUGACUGACCACAUAGAGAAAAUGGCGGCAGAGUGAGGUCGGCGACAGUGGUCCUGCGUUUCAAAGUCUGACAGCAAACACACACACACACACACACACACACACACACACACACACACAUCAGCGGUUUCUUUUCAACUCAGUGUGACAGUGACCGACUCUCUCUGUUUGACUGUUGUUGCAUCUGUGUGGUACAAAAACAUGAACCCGCUGUACUGAACUGUGCCAUACUGUAGCAAACCCUGUUUUCCCGGUCGUGCUCCUAUAUCAGCAAUAAUACGACAUCAUCAGCUGGUGCAGACUUCCCUAACAGCCGUGUUUGUGACCUGCUUUACAAAAAGACUACAAGUAUCAAGUGAAACCAUCCAGUAUAUAACCUAAACAGCCUCAGUGUGGUGUCCAACUCUCUGGAUUGAUACAUUAUAUUAUCCUCUGUGCUGGUUUACUCUGUGUUUCCUUGCCAACCAUAUUUAUUACAUGUUAGUGUAACAUCAUCAUCAUCAUCAAGUAUCGUCCUACAUACAGUUCAAAACAACCCUGGGUGUGUUAGUACGUGGCGAUAAUAGUUCAUAGCUUAAAUCUGCUUCUGUUCAGGUGACGUCAGGUCACCGCAAAGUUAAAUUAAUUACCCAGUACUCUCUAACGCUCGUCUGUGCUUUCUGAAAUACAAACAAAUACAGCUUUAUCAUAUGAAACACAUCAUUUAUUCACUGGUAUAGAAACAAUAUCCCAACAUGAUUCCUCCUCCUUCUUCAAGAAAGGUUCAACAUUUUUGAGAAACGCAUUUCAUUGCAGAGAGUUGCAGAGACAAGGUGACAACACCACUCUAACGUCUGUUUAGGACUGUGUGUAUAUAUAUAUAUACAGUCUAUGAUGCUGAAUAUGAAUCUUGUUUAACUCUGGCCAAGAAUUAAAGCAGACAAGUCUUCCUUUUAAGUAGUAGUUUAGAAUUUUUCCUAUUUUGCCACUUUUAUAGUGGUAUUAAUUUAUUAAUUUUUAAUAAUUUUUUUAAAAAUCUAAACUUUAUUACACCCUUCGGAACAUUAGAGACUCCUCAUCCGUCCAAAGUGCCUUCCAUAGAAGUUAAUAUCUUCUGAAGCUACCUUUCGAUUGCCCGACCAAACACUAAAGAUUUCUCUGUGCAUGCGUAUAUAACUCAUUGUGUUGUUAUCCGUGUUUUCAGUGAUUGGACCUACUCUAAGUAACAAAUUUCCAUUUGUUUGAGCUGUAACAUCAACAGUAUAGCAAAAGAUGUCGCCUGGAUGAAAGACCAUACACACUCUCUUUCUUAUCCUGCUGCAUGCACAUCGAUCUGUAGAGCUAUAUAGCAUGUGGCAAAUGUCGAACGACUGACUGAACUGUGAAGUGACAUUCCCUAAUUGUAUUACUUCAUCCUACCACUGAGGGGUAGCAUCGUGUCUUCAUUCAAAGCACUUGUCAAUGAGAGUUUUCUGAAUCCCAAAAGACCCUUACUUGAUGUUUCCGGGAUAUAUCAGCGUGUCCUUUUUAAAUAAUGAAAUAUGGAGAUCUAUAUUUGAUGGCAGGUUGUUUUAAUCUGUUGUGUCGACGAAGCCAUUUUUGUAAAUACUGUACAUGUUUCUCUGUGUGUUGUGAGAAUUGAUCACGUGCUGCUGUUUGUGAACUCCGGGUCUUCAACUGUAGAUGUAGAAACAUUAGAUGUGAUCGUGCAUCGUGACCACAGUUUCCAUGAAGAACAUAAACGUACUUGUGACCCUGAAGUGACCCCCCCCCCUACACUUCCACACCUCUGUUUUUGACGUGCACAUUCAAAGUAUUUGCAGAUAGUGUUGUGCAAUAAUCUCAUGUAAUGUAACUGUAAAUCAUGAAGUAUAAUCAUACAUAUACAUAUAUAGGAAGCGUUGCCAGAUCCUCUGUUGACUUUACACUGUUUUCAAGUUAACUAGCUGUUGAUUCUCAAAGUGUCCCUUUGCAUGUGCUCUCAGUUCGUCUCUAAAACCUUUGAAACGUUCGUAGACGACGGUCGAACGGCUGAACACCGUUGAUUGUGUUUCUCCUGUUGUGACCUUUGUACACCCUUGAGCAUGAGCCACUACAUUUAAUCUCAACAUCUCUCCACCCACACUACGCAUCCUCCGCCGAUAUAAUGUUACAUUGAUGCCUCUUAUAUUUCGCUCUGUCUCCACAUCGAACAUAUCUGUUGUGAAACGAUGGCGGCAGAUUGUCUUUUAUUUUUUUUCUUCUUCAUGUAAAGUAUCAACCAAGUAAAAUUUAACGAUGGAGUACAUUCUGUUUUUUGUGGGAUUGCCCUGUUGAUUAACUCAAAGAGAACGGGCUGGAACAUUCAAGCAUACACGGCAAUGAGUAAUAGCAGCUAAUCAGGAUUACUCAAAGUAAGGGCAAGUAAAGCAUUGCUUGUAUUUAUUAUUAGAUGAACACUGACUCCAGUCUCCAAGCACUCUGUCUGUGGGCAGACAAAAAAAGGUCAUGAGAAUCGUCUGAACUUACAAAACUCAAGAUAAACUGAGACUACCUAUCGUGCGUACGUUAUCAUUACUACAAAGCUGACGGAUAAAACCUGGAGGAACCUUCAACACGACAGUCCCCGUGUUUAUGUGUUGUAUGUCGAACAGAGACCAUUUUAUUGUGCUGUGCUUCCUUUUUUUUCACUUUGCUUGGACAUGUUGUUCAUAAUGUUGAUUCAAAUUGCUGGUACUGUAAUAAAUGUAUUUUUCGAUGUGA